Cooperia oncophora is the source of this 201-nucleotide messenger RNA. The record is from the annotation of a GenBank genome assembly. Lineage: Eukaryota; Metazoa; Nematoda; Chromadorea; Rhabditida; Trichostrongylidae.
AUGCCAGGUCUACGACAACUUGGAAUCGGUAAAUCCUUCAAUGCGGCAGCUCGAGAGGCUAAACGGGACUACAAUAUUCGACGAAGGGCUAAUAGUGGAAGCAGAGUGGAACCAUCUACUUCUCGCCAUUCUGACGCUCAAAACGACUCAUACGGCGAUGCAUCACGUUCCAGAAGGCAGAUCGAGUACCAAAAUCAUUAG